AUGCCCGACGAACUUAUGACGCAUGAUGAAGCUGUGUCGGCACUCCUGGCUUUCGUCUUCUCGGGCGCCAUUGGUUCCUCGGAGGGUAAAUCUGCCGCGUAUUCGCUGGUCGAGGCGACGUCAACCACCUUCUCUUGGUGGGUAGCCCUGGAGAAUAUGGAUGGUCCGGCCGCACCUGUCAACCGGUACCGCAUCGAGAUCGACCGGCAAUCCAAGAGAAUCUCACCGCCGCGCCUCAUCGAGAUUACGGACGCGGAGAUGUCGGAUGCAAUCUUACAAGCCACGGUCACGGUCCAUGAGUGCCCGGGUGUUGCCUACGUGGUUCAGCUGCGCCAUCACGGCAACGUGGCAUCCAUGGACGCGCUGAUGACGUUGAUUUCUCGUACGGUUGACCCCCAGCUCUUGCCGGUUCCCCCGGUCUUUUCGAUACCGGGAGAAAAGGAGCGACAAAGCACCACGGGCAUGGGACGGCAGAUUACGCAGUUAAUACCUGGCGAUGUCGCUUGGACGGUGUAUCCUCUAAUGCCCCACGACGAGAAGCUCAUCUAUCUCAGGAGGAUAGCUUUGGCAUUUCAAGCUUGUUGGGGACUUCCGCUCCCGACGCCUCGUCUUAUCGGCGAGCUUGUUGCGACCACCCACGUUGAUGGCAAGGUUCUUCUCAGCGUCGGGCCAGAUCGACACCACAGUCUCGGGGGGCCCUUCUCGUCGGUGCGAGACUAUCUCAAAGCCCAUGUCAGAUCCGCACUCGUCAGGCUCGAGAAGCAGCAAGGUAUAGACGAUUAUAAGGAGAGGUUUCUCGACCGAGUCAGGAACUUUGUUGAUGGUUCACUACACAACAUUCCGGCUAUCGUCGAACGCAUGCCCAUCGUCGCCAUGCACGCCGACAUGGGACCACACAAUAUCAUCGUAUCGAGCAGCGAACAUAGCGAUAUUAAGGCCAUCAUCGACUGGGAAUUCGUGGCUAGCGCACCGUUUAUGGCACUUCAUCGAAUCAUCGAGAUGCAUUUUCGCCAGCCUGCUGAGAAUGGCUACGGCCGAGAGUACGACCGCGCUGAUGAACUCCGGGAGGCGUUCUGGGGUGCCAUUCCGGAAUGGAAGGUGUGGAACGAGGAUGAGUCAACGCUGGUGUUCUUGGAGUGGUUUAGGUUUGGUUUGUUCCUUCGGCCAGAGUGGCGGCCGAAUGAUCUCCCCGUCCAAGAAGCAGAGGAAUUUUGGCGGGAAAACAUUCGAGUCGUUGAGGGAAUUCUGUUGAAAUUUGCUGUCGGGGAUGUCGUGGUGCAACUGAUCUCCAGUGAGAACCACCAGGUCUGGUUUCUCGACAUCCAGGACCCUUCUAAUGAAGUUAACCACUUCGGUAUUGCUAAGGCGGUCGAUGCUUCAGCGACGAUGAUGGGAACUCCGGCCUAUGCAGCGCCUGAGGUCCACGCAUGCCGCGAGCAGACGACAAAGAUCGACAUUUACGGGCUUGGUGCAACCGUCGUGGAGUGCUUGGUGGGAUUUCCGGAGGAAACAGAGAUGGGACUUGGCGCGGAAGAGCCGCAGCAAAGCAUCAUCUCAGAUUUCUGGCGUCUCGAGGAAGCCUUCCGGCAGAGGCGGUCGCAACGAGUCGAAAGGAACUUCCAGGGGGGCGGCGGUCCGGGCAUUCCUCGAACCGGACGAGGCGGAGCUUUAACGAAUACAGAGAUACGGAGUAUAUAUGCAGCACUCGUGGCUACGCUCGCCGACUUCCAUGUCCACCCGGACACGAGCCUGCAGGUGGUUCAAGCAGUCGGCUCUGCCUUCGCCAAGCGCGGCAGCCUUCGCUUUUCCGGUCAGUCGUAA
Messenger RNA from Ustilaginoidea virens, 1821 nucleotides. RefSeq lists its product as uncharacterized. NCBI's taxonomy places the organism in Eukaryota, Fungi, Ascomycota, Sordariomycetes, Hypocreales, Clavicipitaceae. Bases 1 to 1821 code for a protein of 606 amino acids. The transcript is spliced from 4 exons. The record is from RefSeq and is a predicted model, not a curated record.